CAUCAAAGAUGCCGCUUUCACCUGUCUCCGAGCAGACGACGUUAGGUCGUUACCGAGUUAACACCAAGCAUUAUGUCCAGAUUUGAGGAGAAAUGGCACAAUUUCGUGAACAUGACUUGUGAAAUACUUCAAAGUUUGAGAAAUAUCUGUUGUGCGUAUGUUGUUGCGUUCUUUCGUAUUUUUGUCUCACCUGUUGAAAAGAAAGUAGAUGAGGACAUUGUGUUGAUAACGGGAUCGGGAAAAGGAAUCGGCAGAAAACUUUCUAUCGAGUUUGCAAAACGUGGCUCACGAGUGGUGCUGUGGGAUAUUGAUAGAGCUGCCAAUGACAAAACGGCAUCAAUAAUCCGCGAACUUGGCGGAAAGUGCUAUCCGUAUGUUUGUGACGUCAGUGUGAGAUCGGAAGUGUAUCGUGUUGGUGAGAUCGUGAGACGUGACGUGGGAGAUGUUUCGAUUCUCGUCAACAACGCGGGAGUGGUAGCGGGCAAACCACUGGUCGACUUGCCAGAUGAACUCAUUGAGCAGACCUUCAACGUCAAUCUGCUUGCACACUUCUGGACUGUCAAGUGUUUCCUGCCGUCGAUGCUGCAUCACAACCACGGCCACAUCGUCAACAUGGCCAGCUCGGUCGGCCUCAUCGGCACCAACAAGCUCACCGACUACUGCGCAUCCAAGUUCGGCGUGGUCGGCUUCACCGAGGUACUCAACUACGAAAUCAUCUUCUCCGGUAAAGACGGAGUCCACACGACCCUCGUCUGUCCAUCCUUCACAAACACCGGCAUGUUCGAGGGAUGUGAAAUGAAGUAUCCUUCGUUAUUACCUCCCUUGGAAACAGAAGACGUUGUUCAGAGAAUUAUGCAUGCGAUUUUAACCAAUCAGUAUCAAAUUUGCAUUCCAAAACUCAUCUACUUCUGUGCCAUUCUCAAAACAUUGCUUCCUGUUGAUGGCAUGGUAGAAGUGAUCCGACUGGUCGGUGCUGAAAAUUUCAUGAACAAAUUUGUUGGUCGAAACAAAGUGCACAAAGCAUGAUGGGAAGAAAAUUAUUUGAGAGAUAAUGAAGUGAUCUGACCUCGUGUUUAUAAAACUUUUAGAGUCUAGACUCGAGAUUCUAAUAGAGUCUGAGACACUGAUGUCAUGACAACGCCAUACAAAUUGUAUGUGUGUGUGACGUCAUUAGAGAGUGAGUCGGGACUUUAAAAACGUUUUAUAAGCACAGGCCCUGGCAUACACAGCUCAUCCAAAGUUAUGUCCCUUUGUACAGUAUAUUUUUCUUAUAGACAUUAAUAGGUGCUACAGGCCUCGGUGUCGUUGUAGGACAUAAGGCUGGUAGGUACAGGGUUCACAGCCCGGUACCGGCUCACACCCAGAGCGAGUUUUAACAACUCAGUGGAUAGAUGUAAGGCCACUACACCCUCUUCUCUCUUACUAACCAUUAACAACUAACCCACUGUCCUGGACAGACAGCCCAGAUAGCUAUGGUGUGUGCCCAGGACAGCAUGCUUGAACCGUAAUUGGAUAUAAGCACGGAAAUAAGUUGAAAUGAAAUGAAAUACGUGCUGGUUGAACAGUGUGUUGCCCCUCUUACUGUGGGAACAAUCCCCGAUUUUAAUUAAGAGGCUGUGCCCACAGUAAGUGUGUUUGAACCCAUGAGAUACAAGCAGGUUAAUACCUACCAAAUAAAGUGUGCUGGGAUGUCAUCAAAAACAUCACAGUGUGUAGGUUCAAUCUGGGUUUUUUAUGGUUUAAUAUGGCUUUAACUUAAUACUGCUAGUAUCUUUAUUGUGAAUAAUGAAUUGGUACAUUAAAUGAAUUUUAGUAAAUGUAUUUUUGAAUACAUUGUA
Messenger RNA from Gigantopelta aegis, 1838 nucleotides. Its product is annotated as epidermal retinol dehydrogenase 2-like. Lineage: Eukaryota; Metazoa; Mollusca; Gastropoda; Neomphalida; Peltospiridae. Bases 73 to 1026 code for a protein of 317 amino acids. The record is from RefSeq and is a predicted model, not a curated record. Gene Ontology annotation, cellular component: lipid droplet. The transcript has 5 exons. Gene Ontology annotation, molecular function: oxidoreductase activity, acting on the CH-OH group of donors, NAD or NADP as acceptor.